AUGGCAAAGAAGUAUGUGACCCUUCACGAAAUCAACGACGGUCAUGCGCCAGAUAAUAACACUGCUCUGUUUGAAUCCAAGAAGAGAAAGCAAGAAGUAAUAAUCAUUGGUGAUGAAGAGAAUGGCAAGCGCAAAAAGGCCAAGAAAUUAGAAACUCGCGGUGCUGUUUUGAAUGCUGCGAUCAAAGAGCAUUUGGAUGAGAAUGUCGAAGUGGAACAGAAAUGUCCAAAUAUUGAUGACAUUGCAGAUGAUGAUAUCAGUUAUAAGAGAUUUCCCCUUGAAUCGCUCACGGAUAAUGAUAGUAAAAAUGAUCAAGCAAACAACGAAUAUCAUAAAACUGAGGAUCUAGAAAGCGGCAUUAAGGAUAUGUUCAAAGGCAGGGAUAGUAUAAUUAGUGCUGGUGUUUCUGUCGAAGAUGUUGUUGUCAACUCUGCUGACGACAACUUCGAAUUGUCUCUUGCUCUUUUUCUCUUCCUGUUCUUCCUCUUGGCCAAUAGUGAAAAUCAAGCCUGA
Molecule: messenger RNA, 513 nt
Organism: Mucor velutinosus
Lineage: Eukaryota; Fungi; Mucoromycota; Mucoromycetes; Mucorales; Mucoraceae
Gene: NDT80
Product: meiosis-specific transcription factor ndt80
Exons: 2
Coding region: 1-513 (170 amino acids)
Source: RefSeq, a predicted model, not a curated record